Messenger RNA from Emericellopsis atlantica, 1959 nucleotides. RefSeq names its product fungal-specific transcription factor domain-containing protein. The record is from RefSeq and is a predicted model, not a curated record. The coding region runs from base 1 to 1959 and encodes 652 amino acids. The transcript is spliced from 3 exons. Gene Ontology annotation, biological process: DNA-templated transcription. Lineage: Eukaryota; Fungi; Ascomycota; Sordariomycetes; Hypocreales; Bionectriaceae. Gene Ontology annotation, molecular function: DNA binding; zinc ion binding.
AUGAACGACAACAUGGACACAGAGUCGGAUCCUGUCUUGAUAUGCCUUGAACAACUCCAAUCCUCGCCAACAGCAACUGCCGCCGUGCACCACGUCAAAUCCGCCCAACAACCGACGAAAUCUCGCACAAAACGGGCCAGAGUCGCUUGUCUCCAUUGCCGACGCAGAAAGGUCCCAAGGCAACCUGUAUCAAGUCCUCGAGAGAGUGCAUCCAUCUCCGAGGACAUGGACCUUGCAGUACAUCAUGGUGAGCUCGGAACGCUCGGAGACAACGCAAAGGAUCAUCCAUCAUCUACUGGGAAGCAACAUGAAGUCCUGACGGCCUCCAUCGAGGAUGAAAAUAUGGCCUGUCAGCUUGAGUCCAUUGACAUCCCAUCUCUGCAAGUACCAACUGUCGACCUUGGAGCCCCUGGAUUAUGGUCGGCGCCGUAUUUUGUCCAUUGCGAUCUAUCGGGCCUCUCAAGCGAAGACCUUGCCUAUCUACAGAACAAAGGAUGCUUCCACUUCCCUGACAAGCAUAUACUCGAUCAACUACUCCUAUCCUACUUUGAUUACAUCCACCCGCACAUGCCCUUCAUCGACGAGACCGAGUUCUGGGAUAUGUACCGUACCCACUUCCAUAGUCCAGGGACACCUCUUGACGCCGGUCAGCACUGCUUCUCCAUCCUCCUCUUCCAAGCCAUGCUCUUCGCCGCCACGACAUGUGCCCCUGUGGCCGUUCUUACGCGCCUCGGCUACACCUCGCGCGGAAAAGCCCGGAGAGAAGCAUUCUCCCGCGCCCGAGCGCUGUACUCCUUGGACAUCGAGAAAGACAACCUGGUUCUGGUCCAAACCUUCCUACUCAUGUCGUACUGGAAGGGCCAGGUCGGCGAGGACAAGGACGGCUGGCACUGGGUCGGCCUCGCUGUGUCCCUCGCUCUCCACCUCGGUCUGCAUCGACAGCCACGUCCAAGGUCGACUCUGACACAGCGGCAACAGACGAUUCGGAGACGAUGCUGGUGGGGUUGCGUUGUACGGGACAGGCUUCUUGCGCUGUCGCAGCAACGACAACCCCGGAUCCAGCUCCAGACAUCGGAUGUGGGGAUACUCACCCUGGCCGACUACAAUGUUGGCCUCCGGUCUGGUGUGAGCAAUCUUUCCUCGGCAGAGGAGCUUGGGAAGAGAACGGCCACGUCCAUCUUCUCCGUGCAGUUGAUCCGCUUGAUGCUGUCUGUGGAGCGAGAGGAUGACCUCUCCAACGGGCGGGCCUAUCCGUCUUCUCCGGCGGCUUCUCCUCCCGAGACGUGGUCACGGAAGCAGACCGCUUCGUUCGACGAUGGACGCAUGGUGGGCCACGCUGGGUUGGACAAUUGGCGACUCCAUCUUCCAGAGGUGUUGCAACCUUCCACAUGUCCAGACGCUGACGAGUCUGUCCUACCAUGCAUUCUUGUCCACCGCAACGUUCUCCAGAUCUACUACCACAAGCUUAUUCUCUCCAUGAUCACACCGCUACGGUGGCCAAAGCGGGUGUCAACGGGACAAGCCUCGAUGGACAUGCAGCUGGCUCAUACUUCAACCCUCGCUCUCCUACAGCUUCACAACGCUCUCGUCGAUCAUGAUGCUGUUCAUUGCCUUCCCGGCUCGUGCUUUGAUGCCGCCUCUUUGACCAAAUUCGAUGCAACGCUCCAGACGCCUCCAGCGGAAGACGUCCCUCUCCCAACCAGGCCUCGGUCACCAGAAGGCACUCACAUCCAGUCUCCUAUAUCACCUACGCCUUGGUCUCAGUCGGACAUGAGUCAAAGCCACUGCACAGAUAUAAUGAAUUCGUGCGACUACUUGGACACGCUUGACAGCGAUCAGUCGCUCCUCGACCUCACGAUAUCUGGGGCGUCCGGUCUGGACGAGCCUCUCUUUCCCGACAUGGAGAGAAUAGACGAGCUAGACUCAGUAAGGUACCCACUAAGGGAUAGCAGCGAAUGA